AUGGCCACCGUCAAUCUCAAUCCAAACGGGUGCUCAGUUCCCGCAACGGUCGUCGGAUCUAGCGCGUCCAUCCACUCGAUACAGGGCAAAGACCAAUGGGUUAAACUAAAUGUUGGCGGGACCUGUUUUCUGACGACCAAAACCACGCUUUCCCGCGAUCCAAACUCAUUCCUAUCCCGACUCAUUCAGGAGGACAGCGAUCUCAUUUCCGAUCGGGACGAAACGGGCGCGUACCUCAUCGAUCGAGAUCCGCGCUAUUUCGCUCCGGUUCUGAACUACCUGCGCCACGGCAAGCUCGUCCUGGAUGAUGGCCUCUCUGAGGAGGGCGUGCUGGAGGAGGCCGAGUUCUACAACGUCACGCACCUGAUCGGUUUGCUGAAGGACAACAUUGCGCGGCGUGAGCAGCGCCCGGCGGCGGACAAAAAGCGCGUCUACCGGGUGUUGCAGUGCCAGGAGAACGAGCUAACGCAGAUGGUUUCGACCAUGUCCGAUGGGUGGCGAUUUGAGCAGUUAAUCAACAUUGGCACGCAGUACAACUACGGCACGGAGGAGAACGCCGAGUUUCUGUGUGUCGUGUCGAAGGAAUGCGCCAAUACGCUCAUUGGCCGCGAGGUGGAAUCGAAUGAUCGCGCUAAGGUGCUACAACAGAAGGGCUCGCGCAUGUAA
This is a messenger RNA of Anopheles nili, 666 nucleotides long. RefSeq names its product BTB/POZ domain-containing protein KCTD5 (gene inc). Gene Ontology annotation, molecular function: cullin family protein binding. NCBI's taxonomy places the organism in Eukaryota, Metazoa, Arthropoda, Insecta, Diptera, Culicidae. Gene Ontology annotation, biological process: protein homooligomerization; proteasome-mediated ubiquitin-dependent protein catabolic process. Gene Ontology annotation, cellular component: cytoplasm; Cul3-RING ubiquitin ligase complex. The transcript is spliced from 2 exons. Bases 1 to 666 code for a protein of 221 amino acids. The record is from RefSeq and is a predicted model, not a curated record.